CGCAGGCGCAGUAGCCGGGCGGAAAACAGCUCUUGUAGUUUUUUUACAAACUCUUCGAGGCUGGGACUUCUCCGCUGGUUAAAUACCCAAAGCUAAGACCUUGUUCUUCGUUGGUCAAGCUACUCGAGGUUGGUCUGCCAGAGUGAUGGCGCUCCCUUUCCGGAAAGACUUGGACAAAUACAGGGAACUCGAUGAAGAUGAAAUUUUGGGCAAGUUGUCUGAAGAAGAACUGAAGCAACUGGAAACUGUCCUGGAUGACCUUGAUCCAGAGAACGCCCUGUUGCCAGCGGGAUUCCGGCAGAAGGACCAGACUUUGAAAAAACCCGGAGGGGCUUUUGAUCGAGAAAAGCUGCUGUCAUUUUUGGAGAAACAAGCUCUGGAGCAGAAAGAUGUUGAGGAGGUUGUGCCUUAUACAGGAGAAAAGAAAGGAAAAGUUUUUAUUCCCAAACAGAAACCAGUACAGUCUUACGUGGAAGAAAAAGUGGCACUUGAUCCCGAACUGGAGGAGGCGUUGAUAAGCGCCACUGACACAGAACUGUGUGAUCUUGCAGCCAUCCUGGGAAUGAACAACUUGAUAAGUAGCUCCCAGUUCCAGGAUAUUGUGGGAAGCAGCAACGGUGUCGCCAAUGAAAGUUUCACAAAUGUAGUUAAAGGGGAAAAGGUAAUCCCGGUUUUUGAUGAACCACCAAACCCCACAAACAUGGAAGAGAGUUUGCAGAGGGUUAAAGAUAACGAUCCAAGCCUUGUUGAAGUAAACCUGAACAACAUCAAGAAUAUCCCUAUCCCGACUCUAAAAGAAUUUGCCAAAGCCCUGGAGAUGAACACCCACGUGAUGAGCUUCAGCCUCGCAGCCACUCGGAGCAAUGACCCCGUGGCCGUUGCUUUUGCGGACAUGCUCCGUGCAAACAGGACACUGAAAAGCCUCAACCUUGAAUCCAACUUCAUCACCGGCGCAGGCAUUCUGGCCUUGAUAGAGGCACUGAGAGAGAACGAAACCUUGACAGAGAUCAAAAUUGAUAACCAGAGGCAGCAGCUCGGGACACCCGUAGAAAUGGAGAUUGCCAAGAUGCUUGAAGAAAACGUCAAGAUCCUUAAGUUUGGGUAUCACUUCAUGCAGCAGGGACCCCGUACCAGAGCAGCCAACGCCAUCACGAAGAACAACGAUUUAGCCUGGCGUCUGGGAGUUAAUAUCUCUGCCGAUCUCCUUGCGUCACUUCAGCCCUGAAGCUUUCUGGAGAGGUUCUUCUUGCCCACUUGGUAUUAAGCGCUAAGGGAGAAAAACAAAAAUCUCUUGAAAAGGUCGCCUCGUUGUGUCUCCGCAUGCUUCCCUCGCACAAGUCUUGCAUGAAUUUUUUCCUUCUGCUUUUUUUUUUCCCUGUCGUUUGCUCCCGCACAAACACUCCUGCUCAGUCAGGAGCGGCUUCAGCUGCUGCUAGUGUCGUGGUUUGGCAUGACAGGGCUGUGGAGCAUGGGUGGCAGAGUGUGUACAGAGGCGGGAGCUUUCCCGGGGCUGAAAAGUACAGGGCAGGCCUCCCAAACUCCUGCAAAGGUCGCCACUGAAUGGGUGCGGUUAAUGAUAGCGAAGAGGGAGUCCAGGUAGAGCUUCUCGGUGCCUUUUGUUGAUUUAAAACCCUAACGGUAUUUUUUUGUUUGUUUGUUUCAACAUUUAACGGUGUUUUCGUUGAAAGCUGAACUAAAUCUUAACUUGGUUUUUACUUUUAAUCCCAGCCCCCAUCCAUUUCCUUGUCCCUGUGGGGCAUAGCCCCCCGUGUCCCAUUGGAUUACAGGCAGUCCUCGCUAUACGACCCCCGUUUGGAAGCAGAAUUUCAACUGCUUAAGCAAGUUUCAUGAGUCACGGCCAUUUUUAACGACCUUUUUUUUAACCCCAGCAGUUAAGCCAGGGGUCAGCAACCUUAAACUCUCAAAGAGUCACAAACAUCCUAACCGGAAGCUGCCCCCCCGCCCUCCAUUAAUUCUGUAGCUGACCAGAAGUCCGGUUCCCCCACCAUAGAGUCUCCUCCUAGCAUGGUAUCCUUUUUCCUCUGCUGA
Messenger RNA from Thamnophis elegans (Western terrestrial garter snake), 2049 nucleotides. RefSeq names its product tropomodulin-3-like. Gene Ontology annotation, biological process: pointed-end actin filament capping; myofibril assembly; muscle contraction. The record is from RefSeq and is a predicted model, not a curated record. The coding region runs from base 146 to 1225 and encodes 359 amino acids. Lineage: Eukaryota; Metazoa; Chordata; Lepidosauria; Squamata; Natricidae. Gene Ontology annotation, cellular component: myofibril; striated muscle thin filament. The transcript has 10 exons. Gene Ontology annotation, molecular function: tropomyosin binding.